Messenger RNA from Hyla sarda, 1143 nucleotides. RefSeq names its product ras-related protein Rap-2c-like. The transcript has a single exon. Bases 188 to 829 code for a protein of 213 amino acids. The record is from RefSeq and is a predicted model, not a curated record. Gene Ontology annotation, molecular function: GTPase activity; GTP binding. NCBI's taxonomy places the organism in Eukaryota, Metazoa, Chordata, Amphibia, Anura, Hylidae.
GUGUGAGAAUUAGUAGUGACUGAGGAGUGGAGGAGAUCAGAGCUUUCCUCCCGGUGAAGAAGAUCUCUACGGUCUACCAAGAAGUGAUCCGAUAUAGAGAGCGUACAGGUGUAGAGAACACCGCCAUCUCUGAAGAAGUUUCCCAUCGUGGUGCUGAAGAUCUCUACUGACUGCAAGAGUGACCACCAUGUCCAUUUCUGUGCAGUCCACCGGCACGGUACGCCUGGUCUUCAUGGGGGCCGCCGGUGUGGGCAAGACGGCGCUGAUCCAGCAGUUGUUACAUGAACAUUUCGAGCCCCGACACCGGUGCACGGUGGAGGAGGUCUACUGCCUUGACCCGGAGCCCAACGCCCUCCGAUUCCGCAUCGAGAUCGUGGACACCAGCGGCAGCUACUCCUUCCCGGCCAUGCAGAAGCUGCGCAUCCAACAAGGUGACGCCUUCGCCUUGGUCUACUCCCUGGCCGACCUCGAGUCCUUCCAAGAAGUGGAAAGGCUACGGGAGGAGAUCCUCCAAAUCAAGGGGGAGAACGACGUGCCCAUCGUGGUCAUCGGAAACAAGACGGACUUGUUCCCCGGCGUGGAGUCCAAGGCUGGGCAACUCAUGGCGCUACAGGCUGCGGCGACUGCGGAACUGGAAUGGGACAGCGGCUACGUAGAGACCUCCGCCAAACUCAACCACAAAGUUCAGGAGGUGUUCGAGGAACUCUUACGCAGGGUUAACCUGCCGUGCCUGCUGAGCCCGGCGUUAGAGCGGCGCCGAGCCAGCGCGCAACCCGAACCGAGGAAGAGGCAUCCUCGACGGAAGCAACAGAACUGUAUCUUGUCCUAGAGGAACCUCUGAGUCCCAAGAACUGAUGGAGAUGGAUAUUUAGGAGUCGCUGGUCGCUCCUGAGCACAUUCGUAAGGAACACGCAUCAUGUCGAAACUUCUGCGUCGUAGGUUGCCCAUGUGUGGCUCUUCGGUGGCCGAGGAACCCUAAGUACCAGAAUGUUGUUAACCAACCAGAUUCCAUAUUGGUUAGAAAGUCAUUGUUGCCUAUAGGACUUGUGCACACUACAGAGGGGGAGGGGGGGAAUGAUGUAUGAUCUAAUUAUUUGUAUAAUUCUUGUUUCUCAUUUCCAUAGAAGCCAAUGUGAUCCUAAA